CUAUAGGCACGUGAAUAGCACUCCCCAUCCAGAAGAGGGCGUCAGCAGGAGCUUGUUUUUGUAUCAAUAUCGCAUUACAUACGGAUGAAACGUGAACGAGCCAUCGCGCUCUUCUCCGUCAAACCGAGCCUUUGGUUUGAAAAGCAGUGUCAAAUCGAGGUUUGCACAUCACUAACCGAGCGCAAGAGGCGAUGGAUGGGCCCGUGGAUGGCAUUAAGCUCAUUCGAGGACUCAAGACCGAGCUACUGGAGGCUCUGAAAGGAGACCCGGAUUUUCUGGUUCAGCACUGCCAUGCAAGUGGCAUACUGAACGAUAAUGAGUACAACAACAUCAAAGACACGAACAUGCGCUCGAAACAGGUACGGGACGUGUUGGAUUAUGUGAUUCACAAAGACAACAAGCAUGCUCUGAAAUUCCUGAAGGUGCUGAAAACGCGAGACAUGCAGGAGACAUUUCCUAAACUGGAUUUCGUUCAAAAGCUGCAGAUCAACAAACGCAAGACACCAAAAAACGCAGAGACGACAGCGAAACGACGUCAGGAAAUAGAAAACGAGCCGCUGCGUAUCAUCAACUCCAGGAUGGUGAGCGAGAAGGAGAUGAUGAUGGUGGCCGGCUGCAUCGGGAACAGCUGGAGGGAGGUGGGCAUCGUGGCGCUGGGCAUGAACACCACCGCUCUUCAGCAGAUAGAGGAGGACAACAGCCAACACAAAAUGCGGGUUUUCGCCAUGCUGCGUAAGUGGAGCAUGCGUGAGCGGGAACAGGCCACGGCAGCUCGCCUCCAUUCUCUGCUGACCCAAGAAGAGAACGGCGUGGACGCUCUGAAACUCAACUUCCUGUUGGAAAACAACUGAGGCUGCUAAGAGGACUUCAGCUGGGUGCUGCAGUCGUAAUGUCAAAACCCAGAAGGCCGAUAAACCGUGAGCCCCUCGAGGUUUCAUGGGUUUUUAUAAUGGGGUCAUGAUUGAAACGGGGUCUGUGGUGAAUAUAGAUUGCCGGUGUUUAAUUACAUACACAAUUAUGUUUAUUUUAAUUUUUUUUAAAUGCGUGUUAUUAAUGACAUAUACAUAAGAAUGUUUGUCUUGUGUAGUUUACAUUGUACAGCAAAUCGUUGAAGCUAUUAAUUGCUUCCCAAAUGAAGCACUAUGCACUUAUACACUGUGCAUUUAUGCUUUAUGUACUCGACCGUGUAGUAAUUUUGUCAUUAAUAAUCGGAGGCAGGUAGCCCUCGCCUCUUCGCAGCGUAAUUAAAUUUGCAACAUUCCCACAUUCCACACUUUUUUUUGGCUAUUUAAGUGGUUAUUUAGCUCACAGGUACGCGAUUUGGGAUUUUCCCGUCGUUCGCCACACUGACCUUAUCUUACUCGUGAAUUUAAAGGGAUAGUUCACCCAAAAACUCUGUCAACUGUUACCCUUCACUCGUUGCAGACAUGUCUGCGCUUCUUUCUUCAGCUGAACAUGGCAGAAGAUAUUGUGAAGAAUGUUCGCGACCACACAGUUGAUGGUAGUCAUUGUCUUCCACUGUGUUUUUUUCAUAUUACGGAAGUCAAUGGCUAUUUGUUCGGUUAUCAACAUUAUUCACAAUACCCUUUUUUGUAACUAAAGCACAAAUAACUUGAAGGGCUAGUAAAUGAUGACAGAUUUUUUGGGGAAAACUAUUGCUGUAAAAAUCCAACGAUAAAAACCCAUUUGAAAAUCUCAAGUGAACUCACGGUGUAUUAGUUAUAACUAACUGCAGCAGGUAACACAUGUAGCACUUGCAGAGAUGCAAAAGUACCACUAGAGGGAACUAUAAUUUCUUGUCACAAAUAUAAAAAUGUUUAUAUUUGUAUUUAUUUUAUUUUUAUUUUUUUUCUUCGUUCGAGUACAAGCUUGUAAUAAUAUUGCAACUUUCAAACCCUCCAAGCUAAAAAUGCGGGUAUUUCAAAUAAUUUUCCUAAACUUGAUGUGAAAACUUUUAUAAUUGUAUCUUAAAAUUCAAUAGCAGACAUGCUAAGAAAAAAAAAGGGGGCAUUUUUCAAAAAGGGGCAAGACUGAAUUGAAUGUCAGAAUGUUUUGUUUUAUUUUUUUACGGCAUUAUUACUUAAUUAUUUUUCUCUUCAGCUUAUUUCAUGUGAGAUCAAGUUCCAUUCCUACUUUUUAGAUUGCACUUCAGCUUGUUUGCUUUCUCAUGGUACAAAUUGCCUGAUUUGUGCUGUAAACAUUCCAUCUCGUCACGUUCCGCAAAAUAAUAUUUACGCUUUUUAAGUAAAUGAAUGUGAAAGCUUUUAUCAAAGUCUUAAAACUUGAACCGAUUCCAUGAAGAGAUAAGCAAGAUAAGUUUAAAAAGAUUUAUGUUCCAAUAGAGACCGUUAUCUGGCAACAUAAUGGCGACCUUCGCUCUCUCGGCAAGUAUCACGUUGUUUCACCCUGAUGCAUUUUCACCCUGGUGUUUCACCCUUGUUCACCCUUGUUCACCCUUGUUUUGCAUGCCAAGCAGGUGAUAGGAUUGGAGGCGGAGCUUUGUACAAUUCCAUUGCAUAGACCUCGUCAUUAACAGCAUCUAGUCCUGCCAGACUUCAUGGAAUCUUUUGCUGUGGGAUUAUAAAACUUGCUUUAUUUGAUAGACUGCAACCUGAUAAAGAGAAAAAAAAAAUCAUCUCAAAUUUCUUAUCAUGCUUACAUGAAUUUUUUUGUACCUUUUUGCACUGUUUUGCUACUUUUAUGUCUUACCGUUUUGUAAAUCAAUCAUGUUUGUGGUUAUGGGUCGUUUGUUUGUUUUUAAGUAAAAUAAAUGGAAAUAAAGAACUAAAUGAA
Molecule: messenger RNA, 2793 nt
Organism: Puntigrus tetrazona (Sumatra barb)
Lineage: Eukaryota; Metazoa; Chordata; Actinopteri; Cypriniformes; Cyprinidae
Exons: 4
Coding region: 192-851 (219 amino acids)
Biological process (GO): signal transduction; regulation of apoptotic process
Molecular function (GO): protein binding
Source: RefSeq, a predicted model, not a curated record